AUGAAUCUUGAGCUGGAAAACAUGUCUGUUGGGGAUUUCAUUGAAAGCAGUAAUUUCAAACUUGGCUGUUAUUUUACAAACUGGGCACAGUAUAGAACUGGGAUUGGUCAUUACAUGCCUGAGAACAUUGAUCCUUUUCUGUGCACCCAUCUGAUAUAUGCUUUUGCCAAAAUCGGUACAGAUCUCAAAAUUGCUACUUUCGAAUGGAAUGAUGAAACUCUUUACAAGACAUUUAAUGAUAUUAAACUGAGGAAUGCCGAGUUAAAGACACUACUGGCAGUUGGAGCAGCGGCGGUUCCUGGAGCAGUCUUCAAUAACUUGGUGUCUACUCAGGCAAAAAGACAAAUAUUCAUCAAUUCUGCAACUGUUUUUUUGAGGAAGUACGGGUUUGACGGUCUUGAUCUGGAUUGGGAGUUUCCAGGUAGAGAAGGAAAUCCACCAGAAAAUAAACAACUUUUCACAGCCUUGAUAACGGAAAUGAAAGCUGCUUUUGCAAAUGAAGCAGGAAGAUCAGGGAAACCUAGAUUAAUGAUUACAGUUGCUGUGGCUGCUGCUAGACGGUGGAUCGAUGCUAGUUAUGAGGUGGAUAAAAUUUCUGAACAUCUGGACUUUAUGAGUGUGAUGUGUUAUGAUUUCGCUGGUGGCUGGAACACUUUCACUGCACACCAUAGCCCGUUGUUUGUUGGAAGCAAAGAUCGUUGGGACUUUCUCUACUACAAUGCAUAUGAAACAGUGACCUACUAUCUAAACAAAGGUGCACCCCGAGAUAAGUUGCUAGUUGGAAUUGCAACUUAUGGACGAAGCUUUAAACUUGCUUCCACAAGUAAUAAUCAGCUUGGGGCUGCGACAGCUGGUGGUGCACCGGCAGCCCCAAUAACAAAAACAACAGGCUUCAUGGCAUAUUAUGAGAUAUGUGAUCUUUUGGAAGGAGGAGAAAGACGUUGGAUUGAAGAUCAGAAGGUUCCAUAUGCAGUCAAGGGAGAUGUAUGGGUGGGCUAUGAUGACAAGGACAGUGUUAUUUCCAAAAUUGAGUGGGUGAGGCAGCAAAAGUUUGCAGGAGCUUUCGUGUGGACAAUUGAUUUUGAUGAUGUAAAAAACCAUUGUAAACAAGGUUCACAUCCUCUGGUACAAACGAUCAGGAGGGAGUUUUUAGGCAUUUCAGCGGACGGCCUACCUGAAGGAAAACUGAAUAGUACGAAUCUUAUGGGCUCUGUGUUGGGGAUUUCAUUUAAAGUGCAUAUAUUACUCGUUGGACUGUUGGUGAACAAAAUCGCAAACUUAAUGCUGCAGAGAUAAAUCAGAAAAAGUGACAUGGCCUAGUUAAAACUUUGGUAUAACCUAUAAAAAAUACUAAAUACUACUUUAUUAAGUUCUAAGGACUAAAAAUUAGGAGAAUGCAAAACAAGCCCAAUGUGAAUAAUUUAAAUUAUAUUUAAGUUUCAGAUUCAUCGAGUCAAACAGGAUGGAACUCGGCUUUUCGGCCCAUCUGCCCAUGCGACCUGGAUGCCCUAUCCAAGGAAGUACUAUUUGUCUGUGCCUCGCCUACAUCCAUCCAAAUCUUUGCUAUCCAUGUACCUGUCCAAUAAUAGACACAAAAAGAUGGAUUAACUCAGCAGGUCAGACAGCAUCUCUGGAGAAAAGGAAUAGGUGAUGUUUUGGAUCUCGCCCCGAAACAUCAGCUAUUUCUUUUCUCCAGAGAUGCUAUGUGACCCGCUGAGUUACUCCAGCUUUUUGUAUCAAUCUUCAGUAUAAACCAGCAUCUGCAGUUCCUUCCUACCUGUCCAAUGAGAAUUCCAUAAACCUACCACCCUUUGUGUGAAAAAUUAGCCCCUCAGGUUCCUAUUGAAUCGUUCUCUCAAGCCUAUGCCCUUUAAUUCUUGAUUCACCUACUUGGGAAAAAGAUUCACCCGAUCUAGUCCACUCAUGAUUGUGUACACCUCUAUAAGAUCACCAACAGUCUUCUGAUAACAAUCUUCACUGUCUAAGAUACCACCUAUUUUGAUGCCAUCUGCAAACUUAGUAAUCAUGCCUUGAACAUUUCCAUCCAAACCUUGAAAUAUAAAAUAAAGACCAUAUAGAAUAUGCCUACCGCUCUGCCCUCAUCAACCUAUGUGAUUAAUUCUUCAAAGAUCUCUACUAAUUUUGUGAAAUAUGAUCUCCCACACACAAAACUAUGCAAACUAUCCCAAAUCAAUCCCUGUUUUUCCAAGUGCAUGUAUAUAUUAAUACUCGGAAUCUUCUCCAGUAACUUUGCUACCAGAUGAUAGGCUAAUCAAGGUUUUUCAUUGUAGCUUUUUCUAAAUAGAGGCACAACAUGAGUCACUCUGCAGUCUUCUGACACCUCACCUACGUCUAUGAUGAUAGAUAUCUCAGCUUGCACUCUAUCUUCCCAGUGCCAUUGGAUAUACCUGAUCAGGCCCAGGAAAAUGAUCUGCCUUCAUACGCCUUUGCUUGUCGUCCACCUCCACACUGUGAUAUGGACUGAUCACAAGACAUCCCAUUAUUUUUCCCAAGUUCUCUUGUCUUCAUGUCUUCCUCUGUGGUUAAAACAUACAAGAAAUGUUCAUUGAGGACAUCGCCCAUCCCCUGCGGCUCUACACGUAGAUGAUCACUUUGUUUGCUGGGAGGCCUUAUUCUCACCCUGUCUACCAUUUUCCCUUAUACUUAUGUAAUCUAUUUCCUUUCUCAAUCUUAUGUGUCAGAGGUUUUGCAUGCCACCUUUUGCCUUUCUUAAAUGUACUCUUCAAUUCCCUAUGCCUCUUUAAGGAUAGACUUGAUGCCAGCUGUCUAUACCUGAGCUAUGCCUCCUUUUUCCUGAACAGUUUAUCUCGUCAUUGAGGCUUUCAUACUCUUAACUGCCUUGCGCUUCGAGAGCAUGCAUACUUAGAACUCUUACUAUAACACCUAAAACCAUCCCACUUUUUAAAAGUGCCUUUGCUCACAAGCAACUUAUUCCAAUUGUCUUUUGCAAGUUCUUGUCCAAUAUCAACCACAUUGGCUUUGCCCCAAUUUCGAAGUUCAGCUUGUGGACUCGCCCUAUCCUUCAUGAACACAAUUGAGGAGAAAGUUUGUUGAUUGGCUUUUUCAUUAAACUAACCAAAGGGUAAUUUGAAUAGUAUUACUGAGAACCACAGUACAAAUGUAUUUGGAAAUUUCCACCUUACUGAACAUUAUCCUAUUUGAAAAAUUCUUAAAUCAGCUAGCAUUUAGAAAAUUCAUAUUCUCUGUAACAAAUAUAUUAGAUAAAUGUGCUCUUAAUAACCUCCAUUUUCCAAUUGACAAUUGCUCCUGAAGUCACUUAUUCCAAGCUACAUCCUUAGGAAUUCUAACCUUGUUCAGCCAUGAAGUCCAAACACCGGGGACAUAGGUUUAAGGUUAAAGGGGAAAGAUUUAAUAGCAGUCUAAGGGGCAACUUUUCCCACCGACAUGGUGGUGCAUAUAUGGAACUAACUGUCAGAGGAUAUAGAUGAGGCAGGGACUUUAAAAACAUGUAAAAUACAUUUGGUCAGGUACAUGGAGGGGAGAGGUUUAGAGGGAUAGGGGCCAAACAUGGGCAGGUGACAAUAAACAAUAGGUGCCAGAGUAGGAGAUUCGGCCCUUCGAGCCACCACCACCAUUCACUGUGAUCAUGGUUGAUCAUGACUAGUGUGGUUGGUCAGCAUGGGCAAAUUGGUUCAAAGGGCCCGUUUCCGUGCUGUAUGAGCCUUUGACAAACUUAAGCCAAAAUGUACUUUUAAAUAUAUAUUGGCAGGAUUUUUCAUGUAAUAACUUCAAUGUUUUAUUAUUCAUUGAUGCUGUGUUUUUAAAAAACAAUUGUGGGUAAUUAUAUUAUACUGCCUUGAUAAGGAAAUGUUCUCCAUUUUACAUAACUUAUAUUUUGUAGUCUGGUACGUUAUUUUAAAAAAAUAUUCUG
Molecule: messenger RNA, 3913 nt
Organism: Leucoraja erinaceus (little skate)
Lineage: Eukaryota; Metazoa; Chordata; Chondrichthyes; Rajiformes; Rajidae
Product: acidic mammalian chitinase-like
Exons: 10
Coding region: 1-1296 (431 amino acids)
Biological process (GO): chitin catabolic process; carbohydrate metabolic process
Cellular component (GO): extracellular region
Molecular function (GO): chitinase activity; chitin binding
Source: RefSeq, a predicted model, not a curated record